ACACUGGGCUUUAGAGCUGAAGCUUCCGAGGAAUAUUUGCUACGAAAGUUGUUCAGUGGGUAAUCUGAAGUCAUCGCCCAACUCAAAGAUAUUUUAGCAAGGGAAAUUAGUUGACUUUUGAAGCAAAACUAAAAAUAAUAAAAAAAGCCACCAUGUCGAACAGCAGAAAGUUUUUCGUCAUCGGAAACUGGAAGAUGAACGUGACCAAGGCCAAGAUUGACUCCAUUGUGAAGACGAUGUCCAAUGCAUCACUGGAUCCCAACACAGAGGCUGUCGUCGGCUGCCCUUCCUGCUACCUGACUUAUGCCCGCCAGGAGCUGCCUCCUCAGAUCAGUGUGGCUGCCCAGAAUUGCUACAAGGUUUCCCGCGGAAACUUCAGCGGGGAAAUAUCUCCGGAGAUGAUCAAGGAGUGCGGGGGAGACUGGGUCAUCAUCGGGCACCCAGAAAGGAGGACCAUUUUUCGGGAAACAGACGACUUCAUCCAGGAGAAGAUGGCUCACGCUCAGCAGACUGGCAUCAAAGUGAUCGCUUGUGUUUGCGAGACACAAGAGGAUCGUGAGCAGAACCUGACGGAGGAGGUGCUGCAGUCCCAGAUGGCGUCUUUGGCCUCUGCCAUCACCGACUGGUCUCGAGUAGUGUUGGCCUUCGAAGCCCUUUGGGCCAGUAACACGGGAGUGCUGGCCACGCCCGCUCAAGUUCAGGAGGUUCUGGCCAUGAUGAGGAGGUGGCUCAGGGAGAACGUCAGUGACAAAGUGGCCAACAGCACCCGAAUCCUGUACGCAGGGUCUGUGUCGUCCUCCAACUGCCAACACCUGGCCCUGUUGCCAGACCUCGACGGGUUCCUGGUGGGCAGCGCUGCCCUCAAGAGCGAUAUCGUUGACAUCAUCAACUCCAGAAGAUCUCAUGUGUCCCAGAUCAUCGAUUUCUCCACCUCUCAGAUGUCCACUAUGACUCUAUGAAAGCUACUUCGCGUCAUGGGUCAAGCAUGCCUGCAAAAACCACUCUUUCUGUUACAUAAUUGUAAGGACACAGAUGGGCCGGGUGCCCAUCUUUGAUAAAGGCAGCUUUUACAAAGGUUGUCCUAAAUAAUUUAUAUAUAUAUAUAUAUAUAUAUAUAUAUAUGUGUGUGUGUGUGUGUGUGUGUGUGUGUGUGUGUGUGGUG
This is a messenger RNA of Macrobrachium nipponense, 1162 nucleotides long. RefSeq names its product triosephosphate isomerase-like. Gene Ontology annotation, cellular component: cytosol. NCBI's taxonomy places the organism in Eukaryota, Metazoa, Arthropoda, Malacostraca, Decapoda, Palaemonidae. The coding region runs from base 153 to 959 and encodes 268 amino acids. The transcript has 4 exons. The record is from RefSeq and is a predicted model, not a curated record. Gene Ontology annotation, molecular function: triose-phosphate isomerase activity. Gene Ontology annotation, biological process: glycolytic process; glyceraldehyde-3-phosphate biosynthetic process; gluconeogenesis.